Messenger RNA from Puntigrus tetrazona (Sumatra barb), 800 nucleotides. It is a transcript of the gene ccl20l, whose product is annotated as C-C motif chemokine 20-like. Gene Ontology annotation, biological process: lymphocyte chemotaxis; cellular response to type II interferon; chemokine-mediated signaling pathway. The transcript has 4 exons. Bases 80 to 448 code for a protein of 122 amino acids. Gene Ontology annotation, molecular function: CCR chemokine receptor binding; chemokine activity. Gene Ontology annotation, cellular component: extracellular region. Lineage: Eukaryota; Metazoa; Chordata; Actinopteri; Cypriniformes; Cyprinidae. The record is from RefSeq and is a predicted model, not a curated record.
AUGCAUGUGCAACUGAUCUCAUCGCUCACUAGUAUAUAAGGCCUCGCGCUGCUAUAGCAAACAUCUAUGACUGACUGAAAUGCGCUGCAUAAUGUCUCUGUUCACCAUCUCUCUCAUCAGCAGCGUUCUUCUGAUCCUGUUUCCUCAUACUCCAGCUGCAUAUGGUCCGCUGAACUAUGCCUGUUGUGUGAAAUACACUCAAAAUCCUCUGCCCUUUGGUGUGAUCAAGGGAUUCAUGGAGCAGAAGUCCACUGAGGUGUGUCGCAUAGACGCCAUCAUUUUUCUCACCAAGAACAACAAGAAGGUUUGCGCGAGCAUCAAGGAUCAGUGGGUGAGAGCAGCGCUUGCACGUCUGAGGUCAAAAAUAGAGAAACUGACAGAACAGGGCAAUCAGCGUCUCACCACUGCUGGACUGAAACACACGGCUCACACGUCCAAACGCCCAUGAAGAUUUCACAAAUAAUGUGGCUUUAAACAUGUUUUUAAUACAUGAAGGCAUAUUAUAUUAAUUACUGAUGAUUUAUUCUUAUACGUCAUGCUUUAAAUUCUAUUCUGACAACAUAUCUAUAUCUAUAUCUACAACAUUUAUUAUGACCUUUUUUUAGAUUUGUUAAAAAAAAUAAAAUUGAAACAUUAAAAGUUACAUUUAUUAUUAUUUGCUUUGCAUGCUACUUACAGUAAAAGGAAAUCCCAAUUGGGAGAGAAUAGUACACAAAAUGAUCGCUCUGUGCUUUAGAACAAACCAUAGCAUAUCUGUGUAAAGGUGUAAGCUUCUGAUAAAUCUGAGACUAAAUUCAUAA